AUGAUUGACGAACAACAACCCCGUCCCUUUAAGAGGGUCCUAAUAGUAGGCGCCGGUCCCUCAGGCCUCCUCCUCGCCCUCCUCCUCUCCAAACACACCUCCCCUUCUUCCCCUUCCAGCAGGAUCCCCGUAACAAUCCUCGAAGCCUCUCACGAAGUCGACUCCCAACCGCGCGCCGCGCACUACGGCACCCCUUGCAUCCCCGAAUUUAUCCGCGCCGGCAUCAUCGACAAGAUCCGGGAGCGCGGCUUGGUUCUUGACACCAUGACCUGGCGAAAACCGGGGACUUUUGAAGAGUUAGGUGGGUUUGAUGCUAGUGGGUUGAGGGAUGUAGCGCUAGAGGGGUUGGAGGGUGUUCCGAGGGGUGUUUGGGGGUUGGGUAAUGGUACGGGUACGGGUAUAGAGACAGAGAAAGAGACAGAGGGAGGGGGGACAGAGGGGACCGAAGGGGCAAAAAAGAAAAACGGAAAGGGGCAGGAUAUGAGAACGCAUUGUCUUGUUUUGCAAGAUUUGUUGAAGUUGAUGCUUGAGGAGUGUUUGGAGCGCGGGGUGGAGGUGUUGUGGAGGCAUAAGGUUUUGGGGGUUGGGCACACGGGUUUGGGAACUAGAAGUAAGGAGGACGGUAAAGGCGGAAAGGGCGGGGAGCAAAAGGAGGACGGAAAGGAGGAAGGAAAGGGAGAGGAGAAGGGGGCGUGGGUUGAGGUUGAGGUUACCGGCGACGAUGGAGAGGUGAAAGAAAGCAAGAAAGUCGGUGGGGAGGGAUACAUCGUGGUGGGAGCGGAUGGAGCGAAUAGUGCGGUUAGAAAGGGACUGUUUGGGGAUGAGUUCCCGGGCUUUACGUGGGAUAGGACGAUUAUUGCUACGAAUACCUACUACGACUUUGACAAAUUCGGCUGGUCCGACGCGAAUUUCAUCAUCGAUCCCGAGAACUUCUUCAUGGCAGCACGCAUAGCCGCCGCCACCUCCACCCACCCAGCCCUCUACCGCAUCACCUACGGCGAAGUCCCCAACCUCACCCGCGCCCAGUAUUUGUCGCGGCAACCCUUCAAAUUCCAAUCCAUGCUCCCCGGCCAUCCCACGCCCGACAAAUACCAACUAAUCACCCUCUCGCCCUACCGUAUGCACCAGCGCUGCGCGCCCUCCUUCCGCGUCGGCCGUAUCUUGCUAGUAGCCGACGCCGCGCACCUGUGCAACCCCUGGGGCGGACUGGGUAUAACCGGUGGGUUCGUUGACGUCGGCGGACUGUACGAUUGUUUGGCGGGUGUGUGGGAUGGAAAGGCCGAUGAGGAGGAGAUCUUGGGGUUGUAUAGUGAGAAGAGGAUUGAGAAGUGGAAGGAGAUAAUUAACCCGUUGAGUCAGGAGAAUUUUCGGAGGGUGAGUGGGCAGGCGGAUUUGGAAGGGGAUGAGUUUUUGGAGGUCUUGAGGGAGGUGGACCCCAAGACGAAGGGGAAUGGGGGAGGGGCGUUGAAGAGUGUGUUGUUGGGGAUGAUGGGUGUUAGGUAUGAUUUUACGAGGCAUUAUAAGCGGUAG
This is a messenger RNA of Sordaria macrospora k-hell, 1530 nucleotides long. RefSeq lists its product as uncharacterized. Gene Ontology annotation, biological process: ubiquinone biosynthetic process. Gene Ontology annotation, cellular component: mitochondrion. NCBI's taxonomy places the organism in Eukaryota, Fungi, Ascomycota, Sordariomycetes, Sordariales, Sordariaceae. Gene Ontology annotation, molecular function: oxidoreductase activity; FAD binding. The record is from RefSeq and is a predicted model, not a curated record.